Molecule: messenger RNA, 2792 nt
Organism: Anopheles coustani
Lineage: Eukaryota; Metazoa; Arthropoda; Insecta; Diptera; Culicidae
Gene: SuUR
Exons: 2
Coding region: 179-2371 (730 amino acids)
Biological process (GO): reciprocal meiotic recombination; double-strand break repair via homologous recombination
Cellular component (GO): nucleus
Molecular function (GO): DNA translocase activity; ATP binding; ATP-dependent chromatin remodeler activity
Source: RefSeq, a predicted model, not a curated record
GCUGACCCAUACAUAAUUAAGAUCGGUCGUGUUAAAACUUGAUUUAUAAGAGAAAAUGUAAUUAGUUUACGCGAAAACCUCCUGGUGUGUUAAUUGUGAACGUAAUUGGUCGCAGUUUGCCGUUUUAUAUGCAGCACAGCGCGUAGUUAACUGUUGUGUUUCGCGGAAAGGAAGACGUAUGGAAGUGCAUUGUUUACCAACAAAAGAGGCGGUAAAACAAGGACACCUGGUCCUGGAUAGCGCGUGUAAAAACUUUGUGGACCGGAAUAUCGUGAACAAAUUAGCCAUCCAUCAACUAGAAGGUGUACGUUUUUUGUACAAUCAGCUGCGUGAGUAUACAGGAAUUUUCUUGAACGAUGAGUCGGGCCUGGGAAAGUGUUACCAGAUCGUGGCGCUCCUAUCCGGGACGGCCGUCGUGAGUGAACGGCCGUCAAUAAUUUUGUGCCCAAAUGUGGAACGAACGCAUCAUUGGAUGUACCACUUGGAUGUGUUGUCACCAACGCUUCGCGCCCGGGUGCACCCCAAGUCGCAGCUGGAAGUGGCAAACGAGCUUACCGUGCUGAAGGGCACCGAAUGGCAGUACGCCAUCGUCGACGAAACGCGCGGGUUUAUGACGUCGCCGGAGUUGGAGCGGCUACGAGUACUGGCGGUGCAGAAGAUCAUUUUCCUCAGUUCCAGGGAUCUGCUAGACGAGCUGAUGGUACUGUCUUCGCGGUUGCAGUUUUCGUGUGGAAGCAGUACGGAAGCGUUAAAAUCAAUGAUUGUGCUAGAACGCAAGCGAAAAACCAAAAAGAGUAGUUUUAGACUAUAUUUGUGCAUGAGGCGGUUUAUAUUGCGGCGAAGAGUAAGACAUUACCGUCAACAUUUGCCGUUAGUUAAGAAGGAAGCACAUUUAAAAGCUUUUAAUGCUUGGAAAGUAGCAAACAACAUUGACACAUCGGACACUGUGGCGGCUCCAGAAACUACUCUCUCGUUAGAAUAUAGUAUAUCAACGGCGAGGUCGCAAGAAUCUGCAUUUCUUGCCAUCCGUAGCGUAGCUAUGCCUCCGGAAGUGGUAGAAAGUGCGCAUCGCGAAAGUAUAAAUUUCAGAAAAUCCGCAAUGUUAUCAUCAGAAGAUUCGGAUCGUAUUUCUCCGAAUAACUUGGACAAACCGACCCCAAUAUAUUUUGCUGGCAGCGAACCACUGUUCGAUUUUAACGAAACGAAUACGGAACAAAUGCCUCCCUUGCGUGUUGAAAGCGAUACGUCACCAGAGAACGAACCCGCUCCCGGGGGGAGUGAAAUCAACAUCCCAGAAACGGCGACUAGCUCCGGCGGUGCUAUCGACAUCCCGGAAACGGUCACCGAUUCGGAGGGUUAUUUGCAGUUCGGGCAACAAAUUUCGGAUGGUAGCACUUCGACACAACCCGUUCUGGCCGACGAUCGGUAUCGGUUUCCUGUGGAAAAGUUAAACCAACAACCCAGUACCUUGAAACCUGCGUCCGGAUCGUCGCUUAGCGGAGAAAGCCUUCCCAAUGCUCAACCACCGGUGGUCACAAUCAGUUCCUCUGAUUCCCCACCUAAGUCACCGCCGCUUUUUGAAGACACGGAUAAUGAUACCUUAUCAAUGAACUCGUCAGAUGAGGACAUUUCGUUUUUGAAAAAAUUAGAAAAAUCAGCAUCCAAAAGUUCGCCCAGCAGUAGUGGGGUUCCUCGAAAGACUGAGCUCGUACGACGGCAACCGUCGGUCAGUACACCGAUUGCAAAACUAAUGUAUGGUUCACUGGCGAACGUCACUCCGCAUCGCGAGGUAAACGUUUCGUCGGCCGAUAUAUUUGGCCUUUCGCCAAUCGCACCCGCUGCCCCGGCCUUAGAUAAUGUGUUUGAAAUAACGAAGAAUAGUGCGUUCGCGAAUCGCAUCGUCGUACGCGAGGACGAUGAAGCGGGAGUGCGCACGAUGCAACUCGCGGAUGAUUCCAGCGACGAUGAGGUACAGUUUGUGGAUGAAACCGUUCGGGUGAUCAAUGUGGACGAUCUCACCGGCACUCCGAAAACGAACGAACGAAACAUCAGUCCAGGGGCGGCGCAGCGGACUCCUCCAAGUGGUGGCUCAAAUUUGGGUCUUUCUCCUGGCCGAGGAUGGUUGGGGAAAAGUAAUCGUACGUCAUCGAUAUCACCGCGAAGUAGUAACGUUACACCGACCACUAGAAGAAACUCCCCGGGAAGUGGUGGAAGUGGAAGCACUUUUACACGCGGGGGAGUACCAGUUGUCCGGGAUGCUAAUAGGAGACGUAAGCUAGAGGAACUUUUCAAAGACGUAGAGGGGUACUGUAGUGAUCAUGCGAAAAGAACUCGCCGUUCAAUAAGUGGAUCCAAAACACACAAAAGAUAGCAGUAACAAACCUUACGAGAUUUUAAACACUUUUUAACAAUUGCCUCCUCAUAACCAGAUAACGGGGUCCGCGACAGCCGAGCGGUAGCACCGGUUAGAAAAUUGGCCCAUGAUUGUCGGGGUUCGAAUCCCUAGUGAGACCGGGCCUUCCUCUGUACGAGAGGACUGACGUACACAAGGGAAAAGUCUAGUAAGCCCUUAACGGGCAGGCAUGACCAAAAUAGUGCGUUACGCCAAGAAGAAGAAUCAGAUAACGAUCAGAGUUGUGGAAAAAACAUUAGGUUCUCAUAUUGGUAUCAACGAUUGACCCAAACAAUUUGUAACAAGUUUUAUAAUUUAGUUACUAGAAAUUAUUAGACAUUUAUACAUUUUUUCUUUCAAUUUUAGUUAGUCAAACAAAUUACUUAGUUUUUUUUUUUGU